Lucilia sericata (common green bottle fly) is the source of this 991-nucleotide messenger RNA. Its product is annotated as antigen 5 like allergen Cul n 1-like. Lineage: Eukaryota; Metazoa; Arthropoda; Insecta; Diptera; Calliphoridae. The record is from RefSeq and is a predicted model, not a curated record. The transcript is spliced from 3 exons. Bases 180 to 938 code for a protein of 252 amino acids.
AUUUAAGAAGUCAAAACAGCUGUAUCAAUAUUGAUAAAAAAAAAUAUGUAUGGAAUUUAAUUGCAAAAAAACAAAUUGCUAAUUAAAUUUCCUAUAUAAAAGGUUCAACAUAAGUGAAAAAUUCAACAGUUGGGUAUUGAACUCAAAGUUAGAAAAACUCAUCUUAAAUCUUCUCAAAAAUGAAUCGUUUUGUAGCUCUCUUAUGCAUGGUUGCAGCAGUAUCUGCCACCGAUUACUGUUCCAACUCUAUCUGUAAUAAUGGUGCUAGACAUAUUGCUUGUGGACACAGUGGACAAUUUGCUCCCUCCUGCCCUGCCGAUGCUGAAAUGGUUAAUAUUGACGAUAACUUGAAACAAGUUUUAGUUGAUGCCCAUAACGAAAAACGUAACUUUAUUGCUGGUGGUGGUGAUGCCAGACACAGUCCUGCCUGUCGUAUGGCCACCAUGGAAUGGGAUGAUGAAUUGGCUGCCAUUGCUGCUCUUAAUGUUAAACAAUGUCAAAUGAAUCAUGACAGAUGCCGUAACACUGCUGCCUUCAAAUAUGCUGGACAAAAUCUUGCUUGGAUGGGUUUCUUUGGUGAUGUUGAUCAUGCUGAAAAAUUGAAGGAAUCCGUUGAAAUGUGGUACUCUGAAGUUAAGGACAGUCAACAGGCUUAUAUUGAUUCUUAUCCUAAUGGCUACUCGGGACCUGCUAUUGGUCACUUCACUGUUAUGAUGGCUGAUCGUAACAUUCGUGUAGGUUGUGCUGCUUCCAUGUACACUGAGGGUGGUUUUAAGAAUUACCUGGUUGCUUGCAACUAUGCCACCACCAACAUGAUCAACUUCCCCAUCUAUGCUAGUUGCCAACAGGCUGGUACCUCUUGCACCACUGGCACCAAUCCCCAAUAUCCUAACUUGUGUUCCGCCUCUGAAGAAUAUGCUGUCAACAAAUGGUUCUAAAUGAAGUGCUAAUAUCUUUGAUUUAUAUUAAAUAAAAGAUUUUGAAAAUUAAA